AUGCCCCUGGGCACCUACAUCCUGCCCCACACUCCCCAAGGAUACAAGGCCCGUGGGGCCCGACUCACCGAGAGCAGCAGGGGCAUCUGGUUGCAGACCUGGCGGCACUCCCAGCCAUGCCAGAGCCCACCGUCCUCAGCACCUGACCUUUCCUCCCAGCCGCCAGCAGACUGGGCGCAGCCUGACCUGGGAGACAGAGACAUGCUGCCUCUUGUCCCCGAUCCACUCCAGCAACGCCGCCUGCCAGGGACCUCCGCAGCCGACACCUCAGGCCCAGCUCUUUUACCGCUGCCUCGAACACGCGGCCUGCUCCGGAACCGUCUGCCACAGGAGCAUCUCCUGGAGAUGGGCUCCUCCUCUGAACCGGGGUUCAAACGUUGGGGAGGCCUCGUCCGCCAUGCAGGCCAUCGCUCCGGAACCACCGUGGGCCCACUAAAAGGCCCAGGGGAUGCCAUCCACUCCUGCCGCUUUCCCUCACUACCACAUGAACACCUGUAA
This is a messenger RNA of Pelobates cultripes (western spadefoot toad), 498 nucleotides long. Lineage: Eukaryota; Metazoa; Chordata; Amphibia; Anura; Pelobatidae. The record is from the annotation of a GenBank genome assembly.